Fusarium poae is the source of this 1140-nucleotide messenger RNA. RefSeq lists its product as uncharacterized. The transcript has 4 exons. The record is from RefSeq and is a predicted model, not a curated record. Lineage: Eukaryota; Fungi; Ascomycota; Sordariomycetes; Hypocreales; Nectriaceae. The coding region runs from base 1 to 1140 and encodes 379 amino acids.
AUGCCUAAAGCCAACGAAUAUCGUUGCUCCGUUGGCGGCGAAUGGAAGGGUCUUGAUGCCUUCUCCAAGAAUCAACAGAAGCGUGGAAAACUCGGUGACCGUAAGAACUCUGGCAUGAUCUGCAUGGAGCACAGUCAGCCAGUUCGCUCUGAGAUCACCUGCACCGUCUGUGUCAGGGUCAGACCCAUCGAGAACUACUCUAUCACCGAGCGCAAGUCCGACAACCCGCGUUGCGAACAAUGUGUGGCUUGGGACGUAUAUCAAGAGCAUGGUGUCGUUCCUAUCCAGCUGGCUACCGGACAUGUAUCUAUCGAGGAACCAGCACUCCGCGACUACUCUGCACCAACAGACACCGCCGACUUCUUCGAGCCUGAAGCUCUCCCCGGUGCCCCUAUCUCCGGUCCCGAGAGUCUUGGUCUGCCGCCUGGUGAGACCACCAAUAGGGCCUUCCUCCACGUCGUUGGCAAUAACAGCCCAGGCAUCGGCAACUCGGAGACCUCAGCUCAAGUAACCACAGCGUCAUACUCGGAGACAGCUAGCGUCGUGAACGAGACCAAGUCAACCACAUCAAGCCGUCUGCCUCCUCACCUUCGAGGCCGCGUCGCCGACACUUCAUCGGUCACAUCUAACAAGAAUGCUGAUCCCCUACCUGAGCUGCACACUCUUUUGAACAAGAGUCUGACAAUGGGUAAUGGCUCUGUUGCAAAGAGCACGACAAGCACCACGACUGUGGGAAUGACUCUCCCUCCCCAUCUUCAGGGCAAGAAGAAGCGAGCGGAAUGCAGCGAAGUGGGAGGGAGCACCACUGGCAGUAUUUCUACUGCCACCACCCUGCGAAAGGAUCAAGAAGAGAUCAUCGCCUCCCGCAAGAUUAACUACAAUGCAUGGGAUUCCCAGGGUGCUCACCACAGAGCCUCCAAGAACCCUACCGAGGCCUCCAGCACCGCCUCCGUCACUUCGUCUUCUAGCAAGACUGACCAGGAUCCCAACCUCAUUGGCGACUGGGACAACGUCCCUGACCUUCCCGUUGCCCAGAUGCCACAGACUCGUGGUAACAGCAAGUGGCCCAAGGCCAGCGAACUCCGAUUCUCCCAGGCCGAGCUCAGAUUGCAAGAGCGAACGUUGGUGCGCCCAAACUAG